Messenger RNA from Gastrolobium bilobum, 763 nucleotides. Its product is annotated as CRIB domain-containing protein RIC10-like. Bases 274 to 750 code for a protein of 158 amino acids. The record is from RefSeq and is a predicted model, not a curated record. Lineage: Eukaryota; Viridiplantae; Streptophyta; Magnoliopsida; Fabales; Fabaceae. The transcript is spliced from 5 exons.
UUCUCUGCAAGUAGUCCGUAAUGCAAACACGAAACAAGAAAAACAGAGGCUUUGCAUGUGUCAGCAUUUCCUCUUAAGAAGUUUCGGAAUGAUGAUGAAUGGAGCCCAGAACAAUGGUUGGAAGUGAAGAAAAACCGGCUUCACCGUUUCAAUAUUUUUUCUAGAUCCUUUGUCAUCAUAAUCUUCUUGAGGCAAAAGCAUUUCCUCCAAAAAAUAAAAAAUAAAACACAUUGUGUCAUCCUUACACGGCAUCAUUGGGCUCGUGAUUCCACCAUGGCAACCAAGAUUAAAGGGAUCUGCAAAGGUUUCAAAUACAUUACCCAAAUUUUUGUUGUGAAGGAGCGGGAGAUGGAAAUUGGGUAUCCGACAGAUGUUAAGCAUGUGGCUCACAUUGGAUGGGAUGGUCCCUCCGGGACCGGACCCAGUUGGAUGAAUGAAUUUAAAACAGCACCUGAUUUUUCAACAUCUAUUGGUAACUUGAGUGAACGAAGAGACCCCAAUUCUGUGGCUAUCACCACAUCAAGGUCCACCAAAGAUUCUGAAGAGACCAGAGGAAGCCAAACAACACCAAACAAUUACCAAGGCAGUCCAUCUUCAGGUGCUGCUCAUGUUGCUAAGAAGCCCAAGCGGAAAAAGACCAAGUCAACUUCCUCUCCCAAAUCCUCAUCUGCCUCAUCAAGACAGUCGAAAGCAGCAAGUCAAAGGCUAUGUAUUGCGAGAGAGAACCCAACACCAGUUGCUCAAGUCUAGCAGUUUGAAGACA